GAUUCCGAAGGCCGCUCCAACGCUGGAAGCUUGGCUCGCCCCGCAUUCUGCCAGUGAAGCGACUGCAGAGCCCCAGGCAGCCCACCAGGCUUACAAGGCGCCACCGGCGUCUUUUCAAGUCCGAGAUCCAGUGCCAGCUUUCGCUCCGCAGGAGACACCUGUCCAGCAGGCAGACUCCUCGCCGAAGGCGUGGCUGGAUGGUGCCACAUCACAGCUCCCACGGAAAGCACCGCCCGGCUCGUUGCUGUCGCAGGCAGCAGCCGCCUUCGACCUGCCGAAGCAGGCCCCAGCUGCCUUCGGCUUGGAUGCGCCGGUGGCUAUGAAGGCUCCGCCAAUUCCCCAGGAGAAACUUGGCACGCAAAGCCAAGCGAAGCCACCUCCGCCGUCUGUGCCACCUCCCAAGAAGCCGCCACUAUCUUCACAG
Molecule: messenger RNA, 424 nt
Organism: Symbiodinium necroappetens
Lineage: Eukaryota; Dinophyceae; Suessiales; Symbiodiniaceae
Source: the annotation of a GenBank genome assembly